Xenia sp. Carnegie-2017 is the source of this 3633-nucleotide messenger RNA. RefSeq names its product homologous-pairing protein 2 homolog. Gene Ontology annotation, cellular component: condensed nuclear chromosome; DNA recombinase auxiliary factor complex. The record is from RefSeq and is a predicted model, not a curated record. The coding region runs from base 286 to 930 and encodes 214 amino acids. Gene Ontology annotation, molecular function: recombinase activator activity; double-stranded DNA binding. The transcript has 19 exons. Gene Ontology annotation, biological process: meiotic joint molecule formation; meiotic strand invasion involved in reciprocal meiotic recombination; homologous chromosome pairing at meiosis. NCBI's taxonomy places the organism in Eukaryota, Metazoa, Cnidaria, Anthozoa, Malacalcyonacea, Xeniidae.
UUCUAACUAAUUGAAAGUACGAUUGGCAAGAAAAUAAAGGAUUUCAUUUGGACAUUACCAUUGCUACUUGUCUUCGUUGAGAGAAGCGACUAAAAGAAUCAAUAGCGAUCACCGUGGGCAAACAGGAGUCAUCAUAACACUCGUUCCCAGUGAUUUUCGGUCGCCCAAAACAAAAACGGCAACGCGGGAAUUUCUAACUAAUUGAAAGUGUUGAAUGUUUUGUUUUUAUUUUGUCGUAUUUAUGAAAACUUAAAACGCGAAAGAAGUGCAUUACUUGUCGCGAUAAUGAGUAAAAAGAAGGAAAACGAAGCUGAAGCUGCAUCUUCAAUUCUUGAAUAUCUGAAUACACAGAACCGACCAUAUAGUGCUGGUGAUAUUUUUUCCAACUUGCAUGGAAAAUUUGGCAAAACUAUAGUUGUGAAAGCUUGUGAAAGUUUGGCAUCUUCCGGAAAAAUCAACGAAAAGAUUUAUGGAAAACAAAAGGUUUAUGCUCCAAAACAGACACAGUAUGCAGACUAUAAAGAAAGUGAUCUUCAACAAAUUGAUGAGGAAAUUAAAAAAUAUGAGAAGAUUUGCACUGAGUUGCAAAGAUCUUGCAAGGUUUUAGAGGAAGAAUACAGAGUACUGAAGAGUAGUCUGACAACUGAAGAGGCGAUUGCAAGAUUAUCGGAGUUAAAUAAAAUCUGUCAAAACAAUCAGGACCACUUGAAACGCAUCAAAUCAGAAUCAAAUCACAUAUCUCCCGCGGAAAAAGACAAGAUCAUCAAAAACCGUAAAACUGCUGUUCAAACAUGGAAAAAGAGAAAACGUAUUGCAUCAGAUAUGAUGGAUGCCAUCUUAGAAAAUUACCCCAAAACAAAAAAACAAUUUAUCGAAGAUGUUGGCAUUGAAACAGACGAGGAAUACAAUGUGACUGUACCACAAAUAUAACCACGGACCAUAGCAAUAGCAAUAAAUUCAUUGGGAAAAAACAUGUUUGGCUACACAUGUUGGCAACGUUUUGUUCUUGUUUUAUUAAUCAAUUACAUCAUCUCUAAACAAAGCAUCAUUUUCAAUUAUUUUUUAUGUGAAGAAACUCUUAUCUCUUUGAUAACAUUUUUCAACACGGUCGAUAACAUUUUUCAACACGGUCAAUAACAUUUUUCAAGACGAUGAGUUUACAUCUCAUCAAAGAGGCAUGGUAUUUAUCUUUAAAUUACCAAAUUAGGGAACAAGAAAUAUACAGUCUAACUGGUGUCUUGUAGUCUCUCCAUCAAAUCAGAGAUGUUUUGAUGUAAACUACGUGCUUAUUGUUAACAACUCUCAUAUGUUCAUAUUGUAUCAACCUUUAUCAAUUCUUUUGUCAAAUUUAGUAGUCCAAUCAGGAAAUUAUGCAAAUAGCAGUUUAAAGCGUUGUUGACAGCCUGGUCAGUGUAUAUUAUGUGGCUAGUCGUCGUCUAUAAAGGUUCACUUAUCCCACAGGCAGUCAAAUUGUGGCAAGAGUAUGGAAGUUCAACAGCUUUUAUUAUGUGGAGUGUGGAUAAUAACCUGCUUAACUCAUCACGUAUUAACAGCUCCAUUUAGCAUACAAAAAACGAAGGGUUAUGGCUCAGCGAAAAACGUCCUAAUUUUUGGUAUUGACGGCUUGGGCGGUGUUCACUUGGAGAAUGUUACAGCAAAAUAUCCCGGAUUUCGAUCAUUUUUUGAUGAAGGAAGUUAUACAACAAGUGCAAGAUGUGAAACUCCAACAGUAAGUGCAUCAAAUUGGGGAACACUAAUAACAGGUAUGACGCCAGCUGAAGCAGGGAUUCAGGCAAAUUACUGGAUUCCUGAGUAUGGAAGACCUAAGAGUAUCAGUCAACGUAGCCAUUUUGAACCAAUUUCUGGUGAAGGUGUACCUGAAAGUAUCUUUGAUGUUAUGUACAAACAGAAAGACAUGAAGGUAUACAUGGGUUACACGUGGGACUGGUUUCAUCAUUUUGCAACCAAUACAACUGUAGAUGAGAUGUUCCGUGGGGCACAGUUGCCGUAUUUCAAUGGAAGCGCUGAUUGGCUAAAAUGCGCAUUUGAUUUUGGUUGUAUCAAACAUUCAGAUGAGGCCGUAUUUAAUGCCACAGUUGAUGUCAUUCAACAGAUUCAACCUAACUUCAUGUUUUUACAUUUCUCUCGCUUGGAUAAAGCAGGUCACGUACAUUGUUGGGGAUGCAAAGAGUACUAUGAUGAGCUAGAAGUUAUAGAUGGAUACAUUCAAAAAAUCCUACAAGUAUUGAAAGAAACGAAAACCUCGCAAGGAACGCAAAUGUUAGAUGAGACGUUAGUGAUGGUGGUCAGUGAUCACGGCGGAUACAGAAAUCUUCAUGGGGAGUGUAAUGGACCAAAUACUGAAUGCUUGAGCUUUACUAUGACAGCAACAAUGAACGUGCCUUUGUUAUUGAGGGGUCCAAGAGUAAAGAAGGGAUACAACAUGACUGCAAAUAGGAAUUAUGUCGCAAACAGAGAUGUCGUUCAAACUGCUCUUCACGCUUUAGGCUUGCGAAAAGGUCGAUAUAUGACAGGCAAAGUUCUUACAGAAGCCUUCGAGGAAACACCUCCAGUCGUGAAUAAAACCAUUGGAGUAUGGAGGGGAAUGGGACCAUUAUGUCUCAUUUGCUACAUAAUGUUGCAUUUGUCAAUUGCAAGCAUAUAAUCUUAUAAGUUAAUCAUGUUCAAGAUUUUGUAUGGGCAAGAAGAAUAACUUAAGUAUAGAAGAAUAGAUUGCUGUUAUCUAAAUGAAUUGGCAAGAAGUUUGGAUGUUAAAAUACGACACAAGACAAUACGACAAUACGACACAAGAACACUGUGUGUUAGUAUAUAGAUCGAGUAUGACGAAGCAUGAAGAAUUUCUGAAAUUUAAUGAAAACCAAACUAUGCGUAGCUGCGUUGUAUCAUAAUAGCCUUUGCAUAACUGACAAAAUGCUCGUGAACAGACCAGGCUUCACGAUUUUUUUCUAAAACAUCGAUUGUUCAGAAUCUACUGUGUUUACUGUCGCACGUGUUCUUUUCAUAAUAAUGUACACUUCACAUUUGAACAUGGAGUAAGUCAUAUAAUUGGCGAUCAUUACUCGCUAAAGCUGAUGUUGCAAUUACUUUAAACUUAACUAUAUCAAUAAUGGUACGAGUAAUUCUUCGCUUUAGAUCAUCAAAAACCGUAAAACUGCUGUUCAAACAUGGAAAAAGAGAAAACGUAUUGCAUCAGAUAUGAUGGAUGCCAUCUUAGAAAAUUACCCCAAAACAAAAAAACAAUUUAUCGAAGAUGUUGGCAUUGAAACAGACGAGGAAUACAAUGUGACUGUACCACAAAUAUAACCACGGACCAUAGCAAUAGCAAUAAAUUCAUUGGGAAAAAACAUGUUUGGCUACACACGUUGGCAACAUUUUGUUCUUGUUUUAUUAAUCAAAUACAUCAUCUCUAAACAAAGCAUCAUUUUCAAUUUUUUUUAUGUGAAGAAACUCUUAUCUCUUUGAUAACAUUUUUCAACACGGUCGAUAACAUCACGCAGUGAAAAUUGAAAUUGCAUAUUCGUGUUAAGUAAAAUUUUCAAUUAUUGCGUGUUUUCAAUAGAUUGUGUUUAAUUAAAGUUGCAAAGAAUAAACAAAAGAUUAAGUGCUGUAAAA